Styela clava is the source of this 1327-nucleotide messenger RNA. Lineage: Eukaryota; Metazoa; Chordata; Ascidiacea; Stolidobranchia; Styelidae. The record is from RefSeq and is a predicted model, not a curated record.
AUGACUUAUGUAUGGAGCAAACGAUACAUCAUGGUCAGUGCAUUUGCACUACGGAUGUUUUGUCUGAUUUCAGCAACAAAUACGAUGCCUGAUGAUGGUCUCUGUUCCCAAAUUUAUCAAAUGCAUGAAUAUUGUACAAGGCAGGUUCGUGGCAUCUCACCUUCAAUUUCUCGACCAGACCAUGUUCUUGCAAGACGAGUUGGUAAAGCAGGACCACGUGGACCACCAGGUGUUGUUAACUAUACAAAAAUAGAGGAGGAAAUGCAAAAGAAAUUCGAAUUCCAAACGUUAGUUACAACAGCUAUGAAUGAACAUUGGACAAAACGACACUUUAACAAAGUUUAUAAUUGUUAUGUUGAUCUUUUAGAAAUGGAGAUUAGUUUUGUAACCAAGAUGGCCAACAUUGAACAAAAAAUGUUAAACAAUACAUCUGAGAUAGAAAGAAAAUUUACAGAAUUGAUUCGAAUUGCUGAAGUUACUAAAAAUGAUUCGAAAAUAUUGAAUGAAACCGGUGGUGUUUUCGAUAUCUAUCCAACUUACUCAAAGCUUGAAGUUUUCUGUGAUCUUGAAACUGACGGUGGCGGUUGGAUGGUCUUUCAACGACGAACGAGCGGCUCGACGGACUUCUAUAACACUUGGAAUGAAUAUGUAAAUGGAUUUGGGAACAAAGAUGAUGAAUAUUGGCUUGGCCUGGAGAAUUUCUAUCAUCUGACGCGUGAUAAUGACUACGAACUUCGUAUUGAUUUGGAAGAUUGGGAUGGAAACAAGAAAUAUGCAAAAUAUUCACAUUUUAAAAUAGGAGGACGGAACUCGAAAUAUACACUCUCUGUUGGAGGAUAUACUGGAGACGCGGGAGAUUCUCUUAGUGGUCAUAACGGCCAAAGAUUUACGACUAAGGAUCAAGACAACGAUUCAUAUUCUGGGAAUUGUGCUGUAUCUUUUAAAGGGGCAUGGUGGUACUUUAAAUGCCAUUCAAGCAGUUUGAAUGGUUAUUAUUUCAAAGGCGGAGUUCACAAAUCUUACGCAGAUGGUGUUGAAUGGUCUUCCUGGAAGGGAGCAUAUCAUUCUCUCAAAGUUACGGAGAUGAAAAUACGACCGAUUUAACAUUCUGAAAAAAAAUAGUCGGGCAGCUUUGAUUGCUCAUAGACAAUCUCAUUUACAUUUUCUGUCGUUUACAUAUUUACAUUUAAGUUUAAUCAUAAUUUUGGUAACCAAUUUUCCGAAAUUAGCAGCAUUUGGUCUUUUGUAUGGUGCCAACUCUGCUUCUCGGGAUUAGGUGCAGUUAUACUUUUUAUUAUGAGACACCAGUUUGUCACACUUUCAUAAA